CACCAUCAUAAACUAGGGUUUAAGCUAUCUGGCUAGUGAGAUCUUUGGGUCACAGAAGAAAAUGGCAUCCAAUUCUGCAAGAAAUUUUCUUCAAAGAUCCACAACAUCGGCCAAAUCAUUUCUCUUUGACUGCCGAAAAACCCAAUCUCCACUUUCCUUUGCUUCGUCUAGAUCCCAGUUCGGUGGGCUCCCACCCACGAACCCCACUCCUUCUUCUCGCCUUUGUCGGUCCCACCAUUCCUUCUUCUCCUCCAGGCUACCAGUGGAGUUGGUUUGUGCUCAAUCUUUGAUGCCUCUGCACUCUGUAACUGCUUCUGCUUUGCUCAAGUCCUUACUUUCUUCAGAAGUUGGUCAAUGGGGUUGUCUUUCUGAAGGAUUUGCAACGCCACUAUAACAGGGCCUUCAAGUUCUUUGGCAUACUCACAGAUGCUGGGAAGACAACCUCUGGAUGUUGCUUAUUCUGUUCUUUUAUCUGAGAACAAUUUCUUGGAACUCCAAAAGGAUCAUACAUUAUUAGUUUUGUAAGGCAGUGUUUGCAUCAUUGCAUGACCAUUACAUCUUGAGAUAGUCCAAAAGCUAUGUAUCUUUCUUGAAGGAGAAUCAGAUUGAAUAAUUUUGUUUCGUUGUUCAUUUGAUUGAUCCCAUUGACAGUAGUUAUAUUUCAGUUGUUGGUUGGUUAUAUUUUGUGUAGUCCAAAGUUGAGAAUAUUCUCUUGAAG
Molecule: messenger RNA, 718 nt
Organism: Ilex paraguariensis (yerba mate)
Lineage: Eukaryota; Viridiplantae; Streptophyta; Magnoliopsida; Aquifoliales; Aquifoliaceae
Source: the annotation of a GenBank genome assembly